UCUGUCUCCUUAUGAAAGUCUGACAAAUAUUAGCUCACCAUUAAUUUUGAUUUAGUUGAAAAAGCUUCUUUUUUCGUUAAUUUUUUUAAUUUGGAGCUAAAUUCAACCGGUGUUAGAUUGAGGAAUCAUUUCAUAGAGCAUUCAAAUUAUUAAAGGUGACACAAAUGUUUGACCGAUUUUUAAUAAACAGGUUUGAGAAAUCAAAAAACAUUCAAUUAAAUCUGUACCCAUUAAAAACAUAAUACGAAAAUCGCUUUGUUUUGUUUAAUUUGACAUCAACUCUAUUGCGACUAAAUCUCAAAUCAAAUACAAAGGGUUUUAUUGUCGGUGAUAUUGGCAGUUUUCAAUUGAAAAACCACGACUGUAAAAGUGUAGUUCAAUAAUUGCUAUAAUAUAAAUUGGUUUUUAGAAAUAAAUUUUGCGGCAGUCAUGUUGGCCACCAACCAAGUGUCGAAUGAUUACGAAAUUAAAGGCAUCCAAACGAUUGGCCAAGAGUUGUACUUGAAAGAAAAAUGGGCUGACUUCCAUUUCGAAUUUGAGUCAGCCGAUGGUCCAUACAACCGAAUUCCAACACAUAAAAGUUUCUUAGCCACAAUCAGUGAUGUUUUUGGUACCAUGUUCAAUGAUUCAUGGAAAGAGAAAAACUCGGUUAAAAUUGUGGACGCAUCGAUCGACGAAUUUAAGGAAUUUCUGCAGUUCUUUUACUUGAGCCGAGCACAGUUGACGAAAGAGAAUGUGGCCAAAGUCAUGUAUCUCGCAGACAAGUACAAUGUACAGGAAUGUUUGCGAAUGUGUGAACAAUUUAUGACACUUUUGCUAUCCACUGACAAUGUAUGUUGGGGCUAUGAUCUCGCCAUUCUUUACAAUCAAGCAUUUUUGAAAAAAUAUUGCGAAAUAAUUAUCGCUCUCGACACGAAGGCCGUAUUUUCUUCGGAUAGUUUUCUCGAGUGUAGCAAAGAUGCAAUGUCCAACAUUUUGCAGAUGAAUGCAUUAUCCUGUUCAGAAAUUGAAUUAUUUGAAGCAUGUAUUGCAUGGUUGAAAUCGGUGAGCCAACAAGACGAAUUGACUAAUGAAAUUGUUCAGAAAUAUCUGGGCGAUUCAUUCUACAAAAUUCGAUUUGCUACAAUGACGUUACAGGAUUUCACAGAACAAUGGAUCCAGUAUGAGCAAUUAUUCACAUUUGAUGAGUAUAAAACGAUUGUUAAGAGAAUUGCAUCAAAAGGAACCAGUUUAGAUCAUGAAAUGUCAAGAGAGAUAUUCAAAGCAUUUUCAUCAAUAUUUCCGAGUGUAGGUUGUUCUCGAUUUAUAUCAAAUAAAUACUCCGAAGUGCCAUACUACAUUAAAAAUAAGGAAACAACGAAAUUCUCGGUCAAUAAACCACUUUUUCUAAGUGCCAUCAUAUGUGAUGCAAUAUUUGAGUUUAUUGAUGGAAAAUUCAAUACAUAUGAGAAGGAAUGGGUACCGACUAAAAUGACCAUCGCUGAAAUUUCAAAGCUAGCUGAUAAAGAAAUCAUACUACAUGCUGAAGAUAUAAACAUGAAGCGUGACGCGCACACCGUAGUAUAUUUGAAUAAACCAAUACUUAUUCGACAGGGAUUCGUUUAUGCAAUUCAUAUGGAAAUGUCACCACCUGAAAAAGCUUGUACUGCCCUUCUGUUGAAAUCUGAAGUCAAACUAAAGGAUUCGGAUAUUAUCAUACAAUUUCAUGACGAUCCGACUAGAGAUGAUGACAAAGAUGUUGCAAGAGGUUUAAUUUUUUCUCUUGGAUUCAAAAAAAUUUAAAUACAUUACCACUAAGUAAUAACCAUUGUAGAUGUUCAUGUUUGCGUAAGCUCUUCAAGUAAACAAUAAAAAAAAUCUUAUUUCUGUAUCGAGAUAUGAUGACCGGAAUUUUGCAAGAGGCUUCCCAAUUGGCAAUUUAAAUUCAAACAAA
This is a messenger RNA of Contarinia nasturtii (swede midge), 1933 nucleotides long. RefSeq names its product BTB/POZ domain-containing protein 6-B-like. Gene Ontology annotation, molecular function: protein binding. The transcript is spliced from 2 exons. Lineage: Eukaryota; Metazoa; Arthropoda; Insecta; Diptera; Cecidomyiidae. Bases 430 to 1782 code for a protein of 450 amino acids. The record is from RefSeq and is a predicted model, not a curated record.